This is a messenger RNA of Pyricularia grisea, 1707 nucleotides long. RefSeq lists its product as uncharacterized. The record is from RefSeq and is a predicted model, not a curated record. The transcript has a single exon. The coding region runs from base 1 to 1707 and encodes 568 amino acids. Lineage: Eukaryota; Fungi; Ascomycota; Sordariomycetes; Magnaporthales; Pyriculariaceae.
AUGUGGAUAGCAACAUCACCGCUGGCACUUCUGCUGGCCGCGACCGGCUUCUCCGCCGUCAAGGCGGUGGAUACCCUGGUUGAUCUCGGCUACGCCAAGUUCCAAGGCUCCGUGACCGACCCGGAUCUCGGUGUCAGCAUGUGGAAGGGCAUCCAGUUUGCCGCCCCACCAGUCGGCAAGCUCAGGUUCGCCGCUCCGGCUGACCCGGUUCAGACCGGCGUCGUCAACGCCACCGUCCACGGACCCAUCUGCCCGCCCCAGCAGCCGACCGACUGGACCGUCACCGGCACCUACUCUCGAUUCACCACCGACGAGGACUGCCUCUACCUGGCCGUCACGGCACCCACCAACGCCACGACGAGCUCCAAGCUUCCUGUUGUCGUCCUCAUCCAGGGCGGUGGUUUCGGGUCCAAUUCUAGCCCCAACUGGAACGGUAGGGAGAUUGCAUCUGAUGGCCAGGUGAUCGUCGUCACCUUCAACUACCGCGUCGGCAUGUACGGCUUUUUGCAGGCGCGUGAGCUCAAGGCUGGUGGUGGCACAUUCAACGCUGGCAUCAAGGACAUGAUCAAGGCGCUGGAGUGGGUCCAAAUCAACAUUGCCGCCUUUGGAGGAAACCCCAGCCAGGUCAUCAUCGACGGCGUCAGCGCCGGUGGUGCCGCGGUGGGUCUGCUCAUGGCGGCCAACAUCCCCGGUGGCAAGGAGCUGUUCGCCGGUGCUAUUUCCGAGUCGGGUCCCUGGGUCACCAUGCGCAACAUGGAGCAGGGCCAAGACAUGUACGACUGCCUCGUCGAGGAGAAGAACUGCACGGGUUCCUCCGACACCCUAGAGUGCCUACGCGCUCUGGACCAGGCCACCAUCCGCUCUUCCAAGUGCUGGUUCAACCCGAACAUCGACGGCGAGCUCUUCAGCGACAGCCUGGCGGAGAUGUUCCGCCAGGGCAAGUACCGCAAGGUGCCUACAAUCUGGGGCACCUGCGCGGACGACGGGACCAAGAACGUGGACCAGUCGGUCAACUCGACCGCCGAUUGCCGCAAGGCGUUCCUGCAGGACGACUCGACCCUGUCCAACGGCUCGCUCGCCAUCCUGCAAAAGUUCUACGUCGACGUGCCGCAGCCCGUCUUCCCCAACGCCGGCCAAAAGUGGCGCCAGCUCUCCAACGCCCACGCCGACUACGGCAACAACUGCCCCAUCCGAAACCUGCAGGACUACCUUGCGCGCGACGGCGCCGCCACAUGGAACUACAAGUACGACGUGGUCGACCCGGCCGACGCGGCGGCGGGCUACGGCGCGUGGCACACGGUCAACACGUUUGCGUUCUGGGGCCGCAGCCGCGACGACAGCGCGCCUGCGUCGUACGCCACCACCAACAAGCCGGCCAUCUCGCUCACCAGGAAGUACUGGGUGUCGUUCCUCCGGCACCUGGACCCGAGCAAGGACAGGGAGGCCGGCGCGGCCGAGUGGACGCCUUACACGGCGGCGGGGCGGGAGAGGAUCUUGAUCCAGACCAACAACACUCACAUGGAGAGGAUGAGCGACGCGCAGGCGUUGCGGUGCGAUGUGCUGAUGCCCAUGUCCUUGAACCUGGGCAAGCCGGCCAAGGACGGGACCGUCACCGAGUUGAAUGCGACGCUGGCGGCCCAGAUUGACAGCAUGAGUGACGAUACGACGUUGAAGAAGAGGAGUGUUAGGUUUGGAAAGGCAUAUUAG